Molecule: messenger RNA, 885 nt
Organism: Kockovaella imperatae
Lineage: Eukaryota; Fungi; Basidiomycota; Tremellomycetes; Tremellales; Cuniculitremaceae
Exons: 7
Coding region: 1-885 (294 amino acids)
Source: RefSeq, a predicted model, not a curated record
AUGACCUUUCGUAUUCACAUCCACUUCCCCACUCUCCUGAGCACUAGCCUCAAUCAAUCUUUGCUCUCCGUGUGCAUCUCACGCUGGGUCUUCGCCGGAGCAUUCCUCGUACUUUUAUCGCUCGCCACUCGAAUCCGUAAAUCCAAGUUGGAGAACAAGACCUGGAAAGAAACCGAAGCACACCUUUGGCUCACUGCGAUCAUCUCAAUCUACUGGCUCCUUACCGUCUCCUGUCUCGUCGGUUGGUUCUUUGGUAUCCUCUGGUCAAUCUCCAAAUCAAACCUGCCCCCAUUCAUCGUUCUCAACUUGAUCGGCUUAAUGGUCGAAGUGAUUCUCUCAGGGGCUAUUGUCAUCUCCAUUAACGAAGACUGGAUUCCCAUCACUUCUCAGCCUUCAAACACCCCCACAAAGCAUUUUCUGGGUCAAUCCAUUGACAAGCUCGACUCACAUCGUUUGAAUCACUCCCUGGAACCCUCUGCAAUACCUUCUAUAAAAAUGGGACUCUCAACCGCCAUGCGUCGACUCAUGUUCGCCGCCACAGCAGCUGAGAUCACCCUUGAUCACCGGGUCGCGGUCGACCACCGGUGUUUACUACUUUUGGCCAGUGUCUACUUCCAUGCCGUCACUUCCCACUUCAGAGUCCGUAAAGGAAUCGCAAAAGAGAAGGGCAAAACAGUGGUUUGCCACCUUCACUCACUUCUACGAUUCAUCUUUGCAGCUCUCCGAGUCCUGUUCGUGGUCCUCUGGCUAUCCUCCGCCAUCCUCCUUGGUCCUAUUGAUACCCGAUUCUUGGUCGAGAUCAGCGUCAUGUGGUUCUUGAUGUUGAAGCUGUCUAAGGAUGAACGAAUGGACAAAGACAAGGCUGUAAAUGGUCUGCCGACCUAG